AUGCAAGAUUCAGAGAGAGAAGCACUUCGUAAAAACAGGCAGGCUUUGUUAAAGGAUUUAGAGGCAAAAAAGAUCGCUUCUCGGCUUUUUUCCUCUAACAUUUUCAGUGUAGAAGACAAAGACGAAGUCAACUCCAAAGAAACCAAGAACGAUCAAGGAGAGGCUUUGUUAGACAUUCUUCCUCGUAAAGGACCAAAAGCUUUCAAGGCAUUCUGUGACGCUUUGCACGAUGUCUCUCCUCAUUUGGAGUCACUUCUAAGGCCAAUUCAAGCAGAGGGUAAGGUUGAAAUUGAUCUCAAUUUUAAAUUGAUGAACUAAACCUUCGUAAGUAAAAAAAAUUCCGGUUGUAUGCAUGACAACUAGGAGGCCUUAGCUUGUAUAUGUAUGGACAUAAAACUCUUUUUCUCCUGCAUCUAAUCAUGGAUAUUCCUCGGCAUGCCAUUUGUGGAAUACCGGUGCUUCUUUGAACCACUAAUUUGUCCGUGUGAAAUCAUUUAUGCUGAUAUUCGCGCGUGGGUUUUCACUCGAAUUGUCAUGUUGCCAUAUUUCUGAAUUACAACCAACCUCUCAAACUAAUUUUGGUGUUUGACUAAUUCACAUUAUCUUUUUCCUGAAAUGUGACAAUUCAGGGUAAAAUCCUCUUGACGUAAAGUACAUUUUAAAUAGAAAGUGAAUACACAGUGGGUAAAACCCCUUGACAGAGUAUUAAAAGUAGAGUUUGGGUACAGUACAUGUUAUUUACAUGUAGAAUAUUUUAUGAAGAAACAUUUUCAAUAGCUUUUAUUGGAAGUAUUUUGGUCAGUGUGUACCUCCAUUUCUUGAAAAUUCAUUUUCAUAUAUUGUACUUUUGAUAGAGAAGGGACAUGUCAGCACAGAAAAUUUUAAACAUUCCCAUUAACUAGUAUUUGCAUCCUGUAGUCAAACCUGGUGAUCAAUAUAGCUGGCCUUGAACAUCUGUUCAGUCUCAAAAUGUUUUCAGAUUUGAUUGGUUUGAACUCUAUUGAUAAAUCAAAUUGGUGGUAUAUUAAAAAUAGAUAAUCUUACUACAAUAAUGAUAUUCAUUGUCAAAUGUGUCUAAAAAUUUUUCCACUGAAGCAUACAGACACUCAAACUGUUGAUCAGCUUUUCUAUUGUGGCUUUUUCUGUAGUGGUACAGCUUGUAGACAUCAAGAUCUAAUUCUCUUGACACUCAGGUAUGCCGACUGAAGGUACUGAUGGUGGAAUCAGCACCAAGAAACCUAUUCCAAGCGCUAUCAAUCCAGGUGCAGCAGGUAUGGUAAUUAGAAUGCUAUAUUAUAUAAUUGCCUCUUGAAACAACAAUGACACAUUGAAUAAUGGUAUUUGUUCAAAUUAAGUUAUAAAGGUGAUAUCAGUUAGCUUUGUACAGCUGUAAAUGUACAGUUACUUCAGGUGCAGAAAGACCCAGCUGUCAUAACAAAUCCAACUUGACCAGUCAUUCCAAAAAAACUUUUUCUUGGUAUAAAGGAUCUCAGAUGAAGAAAACAGGCACCACAACUAAAAUCUCAAUAUUAUCCAUAUCUAGAAGCAUUCAAAGAAAAUAAGAGAACAAAAUGUUAAAUUUGAACUCUCCAAUAGCUUUGUAUCACAUUUACUGACAACUGUCCUUUUAAAAAUUACCAUAGCUUAGACAAUCAUGCUACUUAUUUGUGGCUAAAGGCUGACAGAUACUAAUAGUUCUCAAAUCAUUUCCUCCUUACUUAUAACAUUCAAAGAUUAAUUAUUUGUAUUUAGAGUGUGUUUUGUCAAUGUGAGAAGAUUAAAAAAAUGAUAAUUAUCUAAUUUAUUUUGAGAGGGGUGCUUUCGAUUGCUUUCUAGCACCAUAAAAAAUUAAUGCAUGUUAGUUUGUUUUAGUUUUCCUCUUUCUUAAAACAAUGCUGCUCUUUGGUAUAAAAGUAUACUUUUGGUAAGAAUUCUGUUCUUCUUAGUUCUUAUUCAUAAGUUUAAAAAAUAAAAUCCUCAGCCCCUAUAACUCAAAAUGUAGUUAACUGCAUUGUUUAUUAUGUGGCCAGCUUGCCUUUUUUUGGAAUCUUUCGGCCUAGUGAUAACUUAGAUACUCCUCAGUUAAACAAUUAUCUGGUGCUGGCAGCACUAUCAACAAACUUGUUCUAUUAGGAAUUUUUCUGCAUCAGUAUCAUUGCUAAUACCAGGUGUAAGUUAAAUUGGGACCAUUUCUAAUAAUUGUGCUGCAUUACCUGUCAUGACUAUCAGCCUCUUAUUCCAAAUUUUGCUCUGAUCAUUUGAUUGAUUCAGAUGGUCUCUACUUCUUUUGCUUUAGUUUAAUUAUACACUCAUUAAAACCUAAAUGCAGAGAUGAAUUGAACAUUAAUGACAGGUUUGUGUUAGUACAAAAUUGUUUCUAGUUGAUUAUUUUGACUUAAAUUUGUGGGCCAGCAAACAAAAUCUUCUGCCUGGAGAAAAGAAGCUACAAUGCAGCAUUUGAUGUAAAAUUUAUCUGCAAAUGGAAAAGGUUUUCUAACUUUAUCAUUCUGCUGCUUUCAAGUUAUGCACUUUCGUGUUAACAUAUCAAUGAAUCCUUGAUGAGUGCAUGAGAGCCAGCCAUCAGGCCAGCCAGGCAGCAAGAUGUUUCCAAAGCUUGCAUUUUCAUAGCAGUUAGAUAAAUACCUGCCAGGAAUCAAUCCCGAUUAUAAAAAAAGUGAUUCAAUCGGGUUAUGUUUACCUUUUCUCAUAACAAAUAUAUAUACACAAAGCUGCAUCCACAUUUUUUACUGGAAACGAAGAUCAAAGCAGUUUUCUUCAUAUUUGGAUUUUCUUCUAACAAGACCACAAUGACACUAAAGGAAAGAAACCUUAAAAUUUGUGGAAUAGAAGUAACAAACUCAGCUUGAAUUCAAAAUGUCAGGUAAGCCAUUUGAAUUCUUUGCUAUCAUUCAUUUGAUUGUAAUUUUAAUUGUAUUAUUUAGUGGGUGACCAUCCAAGUAAACCAUCUGCUGAUCUAGUGGAUAGCACUGUGGACUCAAGUUCAAGAGUUCAGGGUUCAAGCCCAAGCUCUGGCUUGGUCAUUGUGUUUUUGGCAUGGCGAGAUACUUACUCUUGCCUUGCAUCUCCCCACCUUUGAGUUAACAUGGGCACUGGCAAACUGACUUGGAAAGUUGUUUAGAAGUGAUAGAAUACAUUUAGAGAAAUAUCCAGUAGAGGUCAGAUACCUCCAGAAAGCUAAAGCCAGUUGUACUGUGAGUUUGACCAACUAUUUACCUAAAGCUGCUAACAAACAAACAUUACAACUUAAAGCACAUGCUACUUAAUUAACACCUUUGCAAGGUAACCAUAUCAAGAUUUAGAAGGAUUUGAUGUUAUUGAAACUGAAAAGUUAGUGACACAGGACUGUUUCAUUGUGUUAGGUGUUAUAAGAGCACUUGAAAGAUGUCUUGUUCUCAUGGUGCCUUUUCUCCUCUCCCUUUAGAGGAGAACACUGGUACUGGUGAACUGUAACAUGACCUGCCCAAAUUGAUGAAAGGGAGGUGAACAGCACUGGCUGAGGCCCUAUCUAAUAGAAAUACUCUAACCUAUUUUGUUCCAGUUUAGAAAAAUGGGACUUAAAAUAGCUAAUAGCAUACAGUGUAAUUUCUUAAGUCUUGAGAGUUAGAGAUUUCUUUUCCUUUUUCUUUUGGAUGAAAUAAAUGAAUAUUACUCUCCUGUUUGCCCUGUAGUUGAUACUGUAGGUUUCAAAUCUAGCAGUGUUAAAAUGAAACCUUUCAGUUAGGACAAGAAUAUGAUUUGGAAAAUGUUCCUUCUGGAUCAGAAGUUUGUUUUCUAUUUAAAAGGACAUCUUCUGAUUAGAAAAUCUCCAGAAGGCUCAGCUAACUAGUGAAGAUGAAGUGUUGUAUCAUUUAUUUGAUAACCAGUAGUGUUCAUAAUCACUUAAUAACCCCUACAGUGACAUUGCUAUUAAUAUGUAACCUAUUACAAUUUGAAUGCAUUGUCUUGCAAACAGGUAAUAAGAAUAGGGUUUUGUGUCAAAAUAGCAACAACAUCUCAGCUAUUUUACAAGGAAAGUGUAGGAGGUAGAGGAAGAAAAACCAACUGGUUUUGACAGUUAAAAGGGUAUUAGAUUGAAUUUAGAUUUUUUUUUCAAUUUUCAGAAAAAGAAAACCAAGUAGAACAGUUAGAACAAGAAAUUGAUCAUCCACAGCCUCUUGCAGACAUUUGUGUUUGCGAUGAUUCAAUUUACAGAAUGGCUCACCAACCCAGAGGCAUAGCUGUCAUUAUAAAUAACAAGACAUUCCAAGAAAAAACCAGACAGAUGUCACGUGAAGGCACAGAUCUAGAUCGGGAUGCUCUGAAAAAGCUUUUUCACAAGCUCCUGUUCAAAUUGGAGGUCCAUAAUAACAAAACCUCUGCUGAAAUCCUAGAGAUUGUGGAGAAAAUGUCAAAACUAGAUCAUUCAAACUAUGAUGCUUUCAUCUUCUGUAUUUUGUCACAUGGUGAAGAAGGUGUGGUGUAUGGAACAGAUGAUACUGUUCCAGUGGAGAAAAUAACCUCCAGGUUCACAUCUACAGCUUCAUUGGCUGGUAAACCAAAGAUCUUCUUCUUCCAAGCUUGUCAAGGUAUUAAUUGUGAUGUUUUUUCUGUCAAAUUAAAAUUAGGACGAUGAAGGAUGGAAGGCAGUGUUCAAGAUUUAGUAAGUUAGAGUACAUUAUAGGCACUCCCUCCCCCCUUUAGAUCAGACCUUCACACUUAUGUUUGCAACUUUUGAAUUAUUUAUCUUCCUUGAGUUAUAUUCUCAAAUUUCACUGAAAUUGGUCUUCACCUUGGUAAAGAAAAAGAGAAAGAUGUUUUUUGCCUUGUCAAGAGCAUGGGACAAAGAGAAAAUCUUUCUUUAUUCUUUACCUAGCUCAAAACCUUACCAUCUCUCUUAUUCUAUUUACAAACAUGAUGCUAUUGACAUUGCUGAUCCUAGCAGUAUGCAGGACGUGUGUCAUAUGAACUUCCUAAUAGACUUUGCCCACUGUGGAGUCUCUGUGGCUAAGUGGUAGGGCAUCAGAGUGCGGAAUCCAUAGGUCUGAAGUGUAAUUCCUCAUGGGGACUCAGAAUUUUCUCUUUGUCCUGCACUCAUGACAAGGCAAAAAACAUCUUUCUCUGUUAACAGUAUACUUUGCUAAAGAAAGAGUUAAGCAAUUUUUCAAGUGUUGAUUGUACAUAUAUCUUUUACUGCUUUGAUAAACAAUGGGUGGAUACAAACUUAUUUAAGACUCGAAAGAUAUAAAAAUCAGUAACUACAAUUUUGUAGAGUUGCUUAGCUUUUCAUUUUUCUAGAAAAAAACAUUUGAGAUUGCAAAAUUCAAGUGAAAAGCAAGCCAACUGUGAUUAACACCUUGAACAACUGGAAGUCAAGAUACUUUGUUUUCAUCACGCAACAAGUUACAAAAUGCAAAUAUCAUUCUUCUUAAUGCCUUUCCCGGUGUCACUGAUGCCUUUCCCAAUGCCUCUGUUGGCUAACCCUUUAACCCAUAAGAGUGAUUUUGGCUUUAUGACAGAAUUGUUUUUUGCAACUACAAAUAAUUUGUCUCUAUAUGAAGAAUUAAAGUUGUUUUACUGCUGACCACUCACAUUUUUGGACUAUUUUUUUUCCGGGCUCAUCGCCUGUGAUUUAGUAGCUCCUAAUUUAAAAUGAUUAGAGUAUUUACUCUAAUUUUCCCUACUUGCUAUUGGAAGAAUGAUCUCUAUGGCUACAAUGAAAAUGAUCUUUUAUUGGUCUUGUAGGUGAAUCAUUUCCUUUCAUUGAUUUGCAGGUCAGAAGUUUAUGGAAGGAGUUGAUAUUCCAGAUGGUGCUCAGCAUGGCAAGAAAGCAUCUGUCCCAGUGGAGGCAGAUUUUUUAUUUGCACACUCCACUGUAGCAGGGUACUAUUCCUGGAGGAAUUCUUCCAAUGGAUCAUGGUUUAUUCAGUCUGUAGCAAAAGUGUUGAGAGAGAAUGCUGACCAUAUGGAUCUCCUCAAAAUGCUGACAAGGGUCAAUUCUAUGGUAUCUGAGUUUGAGUCGCGUUCUCACAUUCCCAUGUUUAAGAACAAGAGGCAGAUACCCUGUAUUGUUUCAAUGUUGAGAAAAGACUUUUACUUUUUCCCUGAAAAACUUGGUCACACAGAAUUGAUCAAUCAAGAGAGGAAUGGUGGUUCAAUUUGUAAACUGUCUUAAGCUUCUAAAGGAAAUGUAGUCACAUAAUUGCUUUGUCAUUUACGCUUCAAAAUCCAAGUUUUUGUAUUGUUCUAACCUGCAAACACCUAAACUUCCCAAAGCACCAUUUUUGUUAUUGAUAACCUGGUAUACUGGAAUAUAACAAGCAGGAACUGUAUCUUUUUAGAACAAAGGUAGACUUCCCCAGUAGCCACCUGAAUGGUACAAUAAUUGCUUAGAAUUUAGAUUAAUGUGAGUAUGAUAUAUAUGAAAAGCAGAAUAACCUUGUAUCAAGAUGAGCAGAUGUGUUCUUGAAGCAUCAUGUAUCAGAUGACUUUUCAGGCUAUUUUAUUGCAAUUUGAAACUUAAAUUGCAAGGAAGGGCUGGAAUCAUUAUUUCUUUCCUUGGUGAACUUAAUGUAUGGUUUGUUAAAACUAAUGUUUGGUUAAAAGCUGCCUUUUUUAGGGUUAAAAAAAGUUAGGAAAGGGAAUCUCAGGUUUUUUGCAACUAAACUGAAUUUGACAGUUUCUAAGAUUGUUUAUUUAUGGUGAUGGUUUUCUACUUGUGCAAUAUUUUAUAUCAUUGUAGUGACGCCAUGUCUGCCGUGUUUGGCAUGAUGGAGGGGGUGUGUGAAACCAUCUUCUUUGUAGUUAAUAUUCAAUACUUAUUUUGAACUUUUUGAUUUAAAAAAUCUCAAAAAAUUGAAUAUACUGUUUGUUGUUACAGCAAUGAUGAUAAGAUUAAUGAUAAAAGAUGAUAUAAAUUUCUUAGUGUAAAGGUAUUUUGAUAAUCAUUAGUUAAUAUAUUAAUCUGAAAGUUGCGUAUCAUUAACUUGUGCACCAGUCCCAAGGCACGUUAUUUCACAAAAUAACUAGUCAAAAGAAAAAGAAAUCUCUGAUCUCUAACAGUCUUAAGAGAGUAGAAUGAUAACAACUGCUGACAGUGAACUUAGUAAUGGUGUAGAAAGGUAUUUUCACUCAUCUGUUGUGUUUCACUUAUAUUUAAGCGCCAUAUUAAUAAUCGUCAUGUACUAUUUACUGUUUUUAUUUGAAAAAAAGCUAUUUAUUUUGAAAGUAUUUUGUAAUGUAUUGUUUUAAAAAGUCUUGAAAAUUAGAUUCCCUACAUAUUUGUUAUGCUUGGCAUACUGAUGUACUACUUACAAAAACUUUGUUAAGACAUAUUAAAUCUUUGCACAACUUAACACUCCCAACGCAUGUAUCUCCCAAGCAUACUCCUUCCCCCUCUUUUUCCAACGUUGUAAAAUCCUGUGCCAGGCUCACGAUUGCAAGCAAAAAGCAAGAAAGUUCAGCUAGGUUUUUUUUCCCUCUUGCUUAACCCACCAUGUCUCGGGUGCCUUUAAACUGAGUCUUUUGAACCAAGCAACAUUUAUUGAAGGUAGAGGGUUGAAGGGGGGGGAAGGGGUGGGAAUGGCAAUAAAAGUAACGUUGAUGUUGGCGGUCUCUAGGUACAUGACUUCAAAACACGUCUGCUUCGUUUUUCAGAACAUGCAGAUCAAGCUGAUGCUAAAUUGUUUUCAUUUGGAGGCAGCUCUGGUUCCAAACCCUCUUCCAAUACUUUGGACACGGAGACUGUAUACAAGAUGGACCAAGGAAAGCGGGGAAUUGCCAUCAUCAUUAACAACAAGGAGUUCCUGAGGAGUUCAGGAAUGGAUCGGUAUCCUCGCAAUGGAACAGACGUCGAUCGAGAUGGUUUGAGUAAGCUUUUCAGAAUGCUUAAGUUUGAAGUGAGGGUUUACAAUAAUCUUACCAAGGCUGAGAUACGUAACAUUGCAAAGGAGAUGGCGAAUUACAACCAUUCCAACUACAAUGCCUUUAUUUUCUCGAUCCUUACUCACGGUGAAGAGGGUGUGAUUUAUGGUACAGACGGGACCCUUACCAUCAAGGAAAUCACAUCAGAGUUCAAAUAUUCUGCGUCUUUGGCCGGGAAGCCUAAACUCUUUUUCUUCCAAGCUUGUCAAGGUGAGAUCAUUUAAAAAUCAAAUUUAAAUGGUAACGUGCAGUAUUUCAACAAAAUAACACCCUUGGUUGAGCUGAAUGGAAAUCAAUUGUGGUUGUCUAUUUGCAAAGAGAGGAGUGGGUUUGUGAUCCAUUAUCAAAAUUUGAUCUCAAAAUGUCUCUUUUCACUCAGGGAAACUUAACAAAUUGCUGGCGAGUUACUUGCGAUCGACUUCUAUUCCUUUUAGAAGUUACAGUGUUCUUAAUUACUUCUCGCUUCAGAAACUUAAUUGGUUGAGAAAAUGGCGCGAGUAUUUUUUUGUUCUAGUCACACAGCGGAAUGAGGCAAAACCCAAUCAGUCCCAGACUCUUUCCAACACCCAAUUGAAACCUGCCCUAAUUCAAUGCAAUCCCAAAUUAUGUCCGAAUUUCAUUUAAAAUUUUUUUUUGAAAAUCCUCUUUUUUAUUUCCAAAUUCCAAGGCCACGAGUACAUGGACGGUAUGGACGUAACAGACGCCCCGCAAGAUAAUCGAGUCUCUGUCCCAGCUGAGGCAGACUUCCUUUAUGCCUACUCCACUGUGCCCGGUUACUACUCAUGGAGGAACUCUGUCAAUGGAUCGUGGUUCAUUCAGUCGCUGACAAAGGUGUUUGAAGAUAACGCGGGGCGCAUGGAUAUCCUCCGCAUGCUGACCCGUGUCAACGCCAUGGUGUCCACUUACAAGUCGCGAACUGGCGACUAUUACUCUGACAGCAAGCGCCAGGUUUCUAGUAUUGUUUCCAUGUUGCGCAAGGAACUGUAUUUCUUCCCUGAAAACAUCGAGCACAGUUAAAUCAGACCGUGUUGUUACUUAAUUUGGAUUGUAUUAAUGUGAGUAAUUUACUUAGUAUUGAUGAUUUAAGGGAGUCGUGCCUAGACUUGAAGGAUGUCUAAAGAACUACGUCAAAAUAUUUAAAGUCAUGUUUUGUCUUGGGAAAAAUUGCCUUCCCCUUGAAAGAGAUUUAAAAAUAUAGAAACAAAUACAAAAGAUGUAAUAAUAAACGGAGAGGAAAUGAGGUCAGCUAAGGAUGGAGAAAAAUAAAAGGAUUUUGAGAUGUCAAACUUGAGAAAUGUAGUCUAAUUUUUUCAAGAUCCAUAAAGCUGGCCGUCACAUUAAUAACAACAUCUUGAGAAAGUUUGGAUUAAUUUUAUCUUUGCGAAGAUGCAUUAUUAACCAGUAAAUGUUUGGUGUUAGCUUAUCUUCUUUCGUCUUUAUCUCUUCCUCCACAUGACUGAAAUUAUCUUGACGUAGGUCUUCUGACGCAAAGGCUCAGGAGCCCGGCUCUCGAAAGGCUCGGUUACAUUAGGGUCCCGAAGCCAUUCUAACGAAUAGCAUUGUGGGUCUCAGCUCAAAAACGAGGCCAUUCUUUACGUUUCCUGAAAUUUCAUCGCGCGCCUGAGUCUUGAAUGUAAACACGAGAACUAAAAGGCCUUUUACGUGCACGGUGAUUAUAGGGACUUUCGAGAAACGGGCUCAUGGAUAGACAUAUCGAAAGUGUCAUGUCGCUUUGGUGUUCUUUGAAUUUUGGUGGAUUUUUUGGUGUGUUUAGGGCCAAAAGAAGUUUGUUCAUCGGUGAUAUUAAUGUAGUGUUUAUAGUAGAUUUCAAAAGCUGAUUUCCAAGCUGAAAGAUACAGAUUAUUGCCUUUAUUCUUGCCUAGUAGGGUUACCUUUCUUUUUAAAGGUUUCCCUUUUAUAAAGAAUAUCUAGUAUUGUCGCGCUUCCAGCGGAAGUGAGAUCAAAUUAGUUAUUAAGCUUGUUUGUAUUACCUAUUCGAAACUAGCAUUUGUAGGUUUGGUCUCAUUUGUAGGUUUGGUCUCAGAUGAAAAUUUGAUUAUUUUAGUGUGGAGUAGAUUUCUCAUGAAACCUAUGUUAUGCCUAAAAUUGGUUACUACUGCUGUAAUGAUUUUCGAUCUUCCUUUCACAACAGAAAUGUACUGUUUUGUUUCUUAUGUAUAUCAAAAUUAAAGAAAUAGCGAUGUCAUUUUCCUCGGUUUCUAUCAUUUUUCGUACCAUUUAGCUAGUAUUUGUCAUUUAAUGUGUUGUUCUUCUCCCUGGUAGUGUUUAAUUUUAUAUCUUCCAUAAGAUAAGUUAAUUUAAAUUUGGAAAAGAACUCACAUUGAAAAGAAGUCGGAUUGUUCAAAAUACGAUUUCUAUGGGUCAUGUUUAGAGUAACGUUUAUUUAGCUAUGUAUUUUGUAGUGUAUGAAAAUAGAGGAAAGUUCCGCACUCGGACCGAAUGCGCUGAUGACAGGAAAAUGUCAAAGCAGUGUCAAAGAAACUUGUUUGGCAUGUUUUCAUCGUGAAAUAGAUCAAGGAAAAUUAGGAAAGUUGUCUAAGGUAUGUCGUAUGUAAGGGGCGAAUAAAUGGGUGUU
This is a messenger RNA of Pocillopora meandrina, 10516 nucleotides long. NCBI's taxonomy places the organism in Eukaryota, Metazoa, Cnidaria, Anthozoa, Scleractinia, Pocilloporidae. The record is from the annotation of a GenBank genome assembly.